AUGUCUCGGGCGCUCGCUCGAUGCCAAGAAGAUCGUGGUAUGAUGCUCGACCCAACAGCGAGCGCCACGAAGCCACCGAACCAUGGCGUAACAGAGUCUCAGCCAGCCGGCGGUGACGCCACCUCGUGGUGGUCAGUGGCGGACAAUCUGUGGUUGCGCUGCCCGACGCCGAGGGCAGCCGCCUCCAUAGACAAUGUCCCCGAUUGCAAGAUCCGAACAAAGAACACCACAUUGCGACUCAAGGCGGGUUUGCUCCGUGCCACUGGUUCCGUCCGAUGGUCCGGCAUUUAUCUGUUGGCUCGCCGCCACGCGCACAACGGCACAAGCCGCCUUGAGGAUAGACCAGGCUGGGCACCUGCAAGCGGUCUAUGGAGAGAAAAGGGGUUCGAGGAGGAGGCGGCAGGAGCUUCCGUUCGCCAAGAAGGGAAUGUUCGCAGGCGUUCAUGGUUCUACAGGCAGAAUUGUCGCUCAGAGUUUUCGCCUAGGACGAUCGACUGA
This is a messenger RNA of Verticillium alfalfae VaMs.102, 498 nucleotides long. RefSeq lists its product with no specific name. The record is from RefSeq and is a predicted model, not a curated record. The transcript is spliced from 2 exons. The coding region runs from base 1 to 498 and encodes 165 amino acids. NCBI's taxonomy places the organism in Eukaryota, Fungi, Ascomycota, Sordariomycetes, Glomerellales, Plectosphaerellaceae.